AUGCCGAGCUUUGGAAGGAGUCGGUCGAGCUACGAUGUCUCCAACAAGGAGCAGAAGCAGAUCCUCGCCGACAUCAACGCCGGCUCACAGAAGUUUGGCCGCAAGCUUCUUUCCCGCCAACCGAGCCACCGCCGGGAAAAGAGCAACGAAACCAUCACACCGGUGACGGUCCUUCCUGAACAACAGCAGGAAGAACGCAGAGGACGCAAGUCGACCAAUUCGGCACGCCCGAAGCUUCCCAAACGCACCAGCAGUAUGAGGAGGGCGUACAACUACUUUUUCGGUGGAGUUCCCCAGCCGGAGCAACCGCCAUCCCCAACGUCGCCAGUCGUUACGGAAGCACAUGCGGACGCUGUAAACAGCCCGAAGGAGGACACUAAAUCUGCACGCAAUGUUGGUGUGGACACGCCACCGCAAACACCCGCUCGUGAAGCUUCACAGGCGGCCGAGGAUGCGAGCGUAGAAGCUGUUUCCGACCCGCCCUCGCCCAGCGCUGAGGACCCGCCUGAGGUUGCCAUCGAGAAGCUCCGCAAGAAGCUCGACAAGACUCAAUCCGACCUUGCAGAGGCCCACUCGACCGUCAAGCGCCAGGACACGACUAUCGCCGGCAUCGAAGAGGAAUACAAGGAGCGGGCACGGGGCUUUGAAGAGCGCGAGUCCACGCUCCAGCAAGACAAGAAGGACCUAGAGGAGCACAUGGUUAGCAUCGUUGUGCAACAAGUCCGGGAAGCCAAGGCCAAGGAGAGGCACACUGUCGUCGAGGAGUGCGAGCAAGAAUUCGCCGAGAAGAUUGCUGAGCGCGACGCCCGUGAGGAAGAGCUGAAGAAACAGAUCGGUGAACUUGAGGAGCGCGUCAAGGCUUUGGAGGCCGAGAUUGCCAGCCUGCGCACGGAAUCUGGUGACACUGUGCCCAAGUCUCAGAUCGAGGCUAAGGACAGCGAGAUUGCUGCCCUGUCUGCGGAUAAGUCAUCUGCUGAAGACUCCCUUGCAAAGGCCAACUCGGAGCUUGAGCAGCUCCGUGCGGCAAAUGCUACCCUGGAAGAAGAGAAAGGGUCGCUUGUUCCUAAGAGUGAUGUCGAUGCCAAAGAUGAGAUCAUUGCCCAGCUGAAGUCCGAGAAGGAUUCCAGCAGCGCCGCAUGGGAAGAAGAGAAGGGAGCCCUCGUUCCCAAGGCCGAUGUCGAGGCGAAGGAGGCCAUCAUCGCAACUCUUACCACCGAGAAGAACGAAGCUGUUGAGUCGCUAAACAAUGCAAAGGAGCAGCUGGACAGUCAACUCGCCAAGCUUCAACAAGAACUCGAUGCAGAGAAGGCCACCCACGGCGAAACUACCGGAAAGUUAUCCAGCAAGGAUGAGGAGUACAGCAAGCUGCAGGAAGAGCACAAUGCUCGUGGUGUGGAGAGCGAUGGGCACAAGACCCGCAUUACGGAGCUUGAAGCUUCGAUCGCUACUCUCGAGGCCGCCAAAGGCGAUGUUUCUGGAGAGAUUGCUGAACUGCAAAAGUCUGUAGCCGAAAAGGAGGCCGCGCUAUCCUCAAAACUCGCAGAACUCGAAGCAGCCCAGAAAGAAGCCGCGGACAAGGCCUCUGAGCUGACCAGCGCUAAUGAAGCACACGAGGCGACUCGUGGCGAGCUUGCGACCCAUCAGACGCGUGUUUCGGAGUUGGAAGAACAGCUCAAGUCAGCCGAGUCAUCCAAAGGCGACGCUGAAGAGCUUGCGAAGAAAAUUACCGCCCUUGAGUCCGAGAAGGAUAGCGCCGUGAAGGAAGCUGCCGACAAGGCGACCGAACUUGCCAGCGCCACUGAUGCUCACGCAGCGACCCGUAGCGAGCUCGAAACUCAUCAGACCCGGAUAUCUGAGCUAGAAGCCCAGUUGAAAACAGCUGAAGCAUCCAAAGGCGAUGCUGAAGAGCUGGCCCAGAAGAUUACCACCCUUGAAGCCGAGAAGGAUAGUGCCGUGAAGGAAGUCGAAGACACGAAGCAAAAGAUUGAUGAACUGUCUUCGGCAAAGUCUGAAUUGGAAACCCAGCUCGCUGCGGAGAAGGAGGCCCAUGCCAGCGCCGUCAUGAAGGCAGAAGACGCCGAAAAGAAGCUCGCGGAGGCUCAGCAGGGUCAUGCCGAUCUUGAAUCUCAAAUCCAAUCUGCCCGCGCGGAAGUUGAUGAGGCAAAGAGCCAGGCUGGAGCUCUGACCACCCAAGUGAACGACCUCCAGGCGUCUUUGAUAAAGAAGGAUGACGCCAUUUCCGCUGCCGAAGCGGCAGCAAAGGGCGAUUCCGAUGGGUUGUCUGCAAAGAUCAAGGAACUCGAAGAGUCACUUUCCAAAGCGCAAUCCGACAUCGAGUCGAAACAGGCUGCACUGGAAGCCGCGGAAGCAGCGAAGGGUGAUGCUGAUGGUCUGUCCUCAAAGAUCAAGGAACUAGAGGAAUCGCUCUCCAAGGCGCAAUCUGACGCUGACGCCAAAACAAGCCAGGCGAAGACUGAGGCCGACGGCCUUACCGCUAAGCUGGCAGAGAUCGAGGGCUCUCUGAAGGAGAAGGAUAGCGAGAUCGAGAAGAUUCGGGCGGAGUUGACCUCGGCUCAGGCAUCCAGUGAGAAGGUCGACGAGCUUACGAAAGAAAUUGAGGCCCUCAAAGCUCAAAUUGAUGAGAAGUCGACUGCUGCCAAGACAUCCGAGGACAAGAACGCCGAAUUAAGCGCCCAGCUUACCGAGCUGCAGCAGAAACUUGACUCCAGUGUGACCGAGCACGAGUCGACGAAGGCAGGCCACCAGGAGGCUUUGUCGGCACUCGAAAAAGACCUUGCUACGGCCCGCGAACAGGCUGGUGGCGUUGCCGGUCUGCAAUCUCAACUUGAUGAAGCCAAGUCUGCGCACGAGACGACCAAAGGCGAGCUGACCGCCGCACAAGAACAGUUUUCUGGCCACGAGUCUCGCGUGAAGGAUUUGGAGCAGAAACUGGAAGCUUCUUCCGGCCACGAGGCUAAGGUUGGAGAGCUCCAGGAGCAGGUCAGGAGUCUCCAGGCUGUUGAGGCCGCUAAAGCUGAGCUCGAGACACAGCUGAAGAGCGCGACUGAGAGCAGCAACAAGGCUGCUGAAGACCUGAAGACUGCCCAGUCUGAUCGUGAGGAGCUUAACAACAAGCUUAAGACGGCCACCGAGGAGGCAGAGAAGAGCGCAGGUGAACUGAAAGCUCUUCAAGAGAAGCUGGACGCUGCCACUGGUGCUGCUACCGCCGACAACGAGAAGCUUGCGUCGCUCGAGAGCACAAUCAAGGACCUGCAAGCUAAGCUGGACAGUUCCGAGACGGAAUCUAAGGACGCCGUCUCCAAGGCCGGAGAAGAAGCUGAAACUUUCAAGAAAAGGAAUGCUGAGCUCGAAGAAAAGCUUAAGGCGACGACCGAGGCUUCCAGCUCUACUGACUCCAAAUUGACUGACUUGCAGACCCAACUAGAUGUCGCCCAAAAGGCUGCCGAGGAAUCGAAGACUGCACAGACUGGUGCGGCGACUGAGCUAGAGGAGCUCACCAAAGCACAUGCACAGCUGAAAGAGGAAAGCCAGAAGCACGCCGCCGACCUGGAGACCAGCCUCGCUAAGUUGAAGGACGAGCACUCCUCGGCCGCCGAGGCCCGGGAAAUCGCCGAGAAGUCAUUGGCAGACGGAAAGGCUUCGAUCGACGAGCUCACAAAGAAGAGCGAAGACGCCGAGAAGCGGGCCGAGGAAGCUUUGAUCAGCCUGAAAGAGGCGGAGACGAAGGCCUCCACGGCCGAAGAACAGCUCCAGAACGCGCAGAAGGAGCAAGAGGAGCUCCAGGCGAGGCUGAACGCUGCGCUCAAAGCUCCCAGCGAUGCUCCGAAGGAGAUCGAGAAGCCCAAGGAGAAUGGUGAUGUUGCCGCUCCUGCCGCCACCGAAACCGAAGCCCCGGAGACUCCAAAGGAGAACGGCGAUGCUGCUCCCGCCGCAACCGAAGCUGCUGUCCCUGCUGCCGCCGAAGAGGCGGCACCGAAAGAAGAUGCCCCCACGGUAGAAGCGCUUAAGGAAGAGGCCCCAAAGGCAGAUCCUCCGGCCGUGAAUGACGGUGCCGACGACAAGCCUGCUGAUGACGCUGUCCCUGCUACACCUAUCACUGAGGAUUCACCUGCGGAUGAAUCUUCUGUUCCCGCCACGCCCAUCACCGAGGACACACCUGCAGACGGAAGCUCGCCCAAGACCCCUUCCAAGAAGAACAAGAAGAAGAAGGGCAAGAAAUAA
Molecule: messenger RNA, 4242 nt
Organism: Didymosphaeria variabile
Lineage: Eukaryota; Fungi; Ascomycota; Dothideomycetes; Pleosporales; Didymosphaeriaceae
Exons: 7
Coding region: 1-4242 (1413 amino acids)
Source: RefSeq, a predicted model, not a curated record